UCCCACCAGCCGGUGAUGGAGGUCUCGGCUAGGCUCCGCCCGCCGCCCGCCGCCUCGACGGCGCCGCCCCGCCACGGCAGACGGUCCCUGGGGCGGUUUCUCCCGUCGGCCCGCCCCGCCCCCCGCGCAGUUUCCACCAAGAUUAGAGCGAGUGCAGUUAAUGGCCUGCAAAGAAGCAAGAGUAACCUCGAAAAACUAUUCUGCUAUGACAAAUCUGUUUCAGAGGAGGAUAUUGGGACACCAACUGGUUUAGACUUGGAAAAGAAGGAAGUUGGGAAGAAUCCUCCUUGUGUGAGCUGUGAAACUAAAGGCGCUGUGUUGUGCAGAACUUGUGCUGGUUCAGGUUUGUACGUCGACUCGAUAAUGGAGAGCCAAGGAAUUAUCGUAAAAGUCAGAUGUCUAGGCUGUGGAGGAACUGGAAACAUUAUGUGCUCCAAAUGCGGAGGUCGUGGACACACGUGAAGUGCGGAAGUUUGUGAUUCUCGCAAACAAAAGAAUGUAAUUCAAGUAGCAUCUUCUUCGUGUACAUCGGCCAGGGUUACAAUGCUUCCGCAGCAAAGAGGUUUACAGUUGAAAGUCAGUUGGGAUUUGGGCUUGUGCAAGACGAGCAAAGAGAAGCAUAACGUAUAAACAAUGUCGCUGUACUAAAUCAUCUGGUGCUGAGUCAGCUGCUCCAGCUUGUGUCCGUUUCUGUUCGAACAUCCGACAUUAUUUUGUACUAUUCAAAAGGAUCUCUGUUAUGUCA
This is a messenger RNA of Lolium rigidum, 745 nucleotides long. RefSeq lists its product as uncharacterized. The record is from RefSeq and is a predicted model, not a curated record. Lineage: Eukaryota; Viridiplantae; Streptophyta; Magnoliopsida; Poales; Poaceae. The coding region runs from base 16 to 462 and encodes 148 amino acids. The transcript is spliced from 3 exons.